GGGGCCUGCGCUUCCCCUCUCCAGACCAUGAUGAUUCUUCAGUUAAUCAUGCUUGCUCUGGUGACAGGGCAUGUAGGGGGAGAGACCAGGAUCAUCAAGGGGUACGAGUGCUCUCCUCAUUCCCAGCCCUGGCAGGUGGCUCUGUUCCAGAAGACACGGCUGCUCUGUGGGGCAACUCUCAUCGCUCCCAAAUGGCUCCUGACAGCAGCUCACUGCCGCAAGCCCCGAUAUGUAGUUCAUCUGGGGGAGCACAACCUCCAGCGGCGGGAUGGCUGUGAGCAGACCCGAGUGGCCACCGAGUCCUUCCCCCACCCAGACUUCAACAACAGCCUCCCCAACAAAGACCACCGCAAUGACAUCAUGCUGGUGAAGAUGGCAACCGCAGCCUUCAUCACUGGGGCCGUGCGACCGCUCACCCUGUCAUCGCGCUGUGUCACUGCGGGCACCCGCUGCCUCAUUUCUGGCUGGGGCACCACGUCCAGCCCCCAGUUGCACUUGCCCCAUACGUUACGAUGCGCCAACAUCACCAUCAUUAAGCACGAGGAGUGUGAGAAGGCCUACCCCGGCAACAUCACAGACACCAUGGUGUGUGCCAGUGUUCGGGAAGAGGGCAAGGACUCCUGCCAGGGUGACUCUGGGGGACCUCUGGUGUGUGAUGGGUCUCUUCAAGGCAUUAUCUCCUGGGGCCAGGAUCCGUGUGCUGUCACCAGAAAGCCUGGUGUCUAUACAAAGGUCUGCAAAUAUGUAGACUGGAUCCAGAAGACUAUGGAUAAUAACUAGCCAGGACCAGCCCAACACCCCCAAUCUCUACUUGGUGAUGUGACUCUUACUCAUUCUGUUAAUAGUCAAGCCUGA
Molecule: messenger RNA, 855 nt
Organism: Lontra canadensis (Northern American river otter)
Lineage: Eukaryota; Metazoa; Chordata; Mammalia; Carnivora; Mustelidae
Gene: KLK11
Product: kallikrein related peptidase 11
Exons: 5
Coding region: 28-780 (250 amino acids)
Biological process (GO): proteolysis
Molecular function (GO): serine-type endopeptidase activity
Source: RefSeq, a predicted model, not a curated record